GAAACUUUCUCGGCGAGAUGAAGACAAAGCAAUUCGUAGUGAUAUAUAUGUAUACAACAAUAUUCUCUUUCCUAUCAGCCGUGGCCAUUCUCUGCCUUAUUGACUGGUAUCACAACGUGUAUGCGGCGUUCCAUUUAAACAAGCAAGUGCACGAAGAACAGGCGAAUGAAGAGGUCCGAAUGCUCUGGCUAGUAUACGAGUUGGUGUGUGAUCUGAUUCGAAGAGUGGAUCGAGGCUAUGGCCUCAUACUGCUGCUUCUGUUGCAGUCGUUUUUCCUUCACUUCAUUAUGACACCAUAUUAUAUGCUUAACAUUUCCGAAAUUCCUUCUGGAUUGUCGUCAAUAGGUCAGCAAGUGGCCUGGUUCCACUUCCACGCUGCAAGCGUUAUUCUUAUUGUGGAACCCUGCCAUCGUGUGCAACAAGAGAUGGCCAAAACUCGGUCUCUAGUCAGCAAGCUGAUGUGUCAGACGAGGUCUUAUGACAGUCUUUCGCGAUCUCUUGCUGCUUUCUUCAAAAGUCUUUCCUUAGAGCAGCCGCUGAUAGCACCUUUGGGAAUGAGCGUGCUGGAGAGACCUCUACUCAUCACGAUUCUGGGAGUGGUAUCCACAUAUGUUGUACCUCGACAUUACUUCUCUUUUCCCAACUCCACUGAGAAUAUAUUUCAUGGGACUAAUACAUCACGUGUAGCAAAUAAUCUGUAA
This is a messenger RNA of Pieris rapae (cabbage white), 701 nucleotides long. RefSeq lists its product as uncharacterized. The transcript has 5 exons. NCBI's taxonomy places the organism in Eukaryota, Metazoa, Arthropoda, Insecta, Lepidoptera, Pieridae. Gene Ontology annotation, cellular component: membrane. The record is from RefSeq and is a predicted model, not a curated record. The coding region runs from base 18 to 701 and encodes 227 amino acids. Gene Ontology annotation, biological process: sensory perception of taste.